Acanthamoeba castellanii str. Neff is the source of this 399-nucleotide messenger RNA. Its product is annotated as ADPribosylation/crystallin J1, putative. Gene Ontology annotation, molecular function: phosphoprotein phosphatase activity. The record is from RefSeq and is a predicted model, not a curated record. Gene Ontology annotation, biological process: dephosphorylation. NCBI's taxonomy places the organism in Eukaryota, Discosea, Longamoebia, Acanthamoebidae. Bases 1 to 399 code for a protein of 132 amino acids. The transcript is spliced from 3 exons.
AUGGGCAUCACCCACGUCGUCACCCUCCUCAACGACCAGUCGGAGGAGAAGAAGGCCCGCGUGGUAGAGCGCCAGGCCAAGAAGCAGGGCGCCGAGUGGAUAUGGCUGCCUCUGCAGGGCGCGUCACCACCGCCUCCCGAGGACUUCGCGCGCAUCUUGGCGGCGAUGAGACAGCUACGGGAGGCGCUGGCGAAGGAAGACACGGGAGUGCUCGUUCACUGCUCGGCGGGCCUGCAUCGCACCGGCAUGAUUGCCAACGCGCUCCUCCGGUUCAUCGGCCACGACGAAGCCGGCGCACUCGAGGUGCUGCGACAGAGCCGAGAAAAGACGGCCAGCGGCGUGGGCAAGCAUCGCGUUGCCUGGGCCGACACCUUCUUGGCGUGGGCCAAGGACCAAUAG